AUGUGGGUUUGGCGGUCGCUGGGAUGUGACCAAGCUGCCGAGCUACCGCAGUCCACGAUUGCGGCACUAGGCCGGCGGUGCUGCAAGGAUGUGCAGGGACACACGCCGCUUCUUGGGUCCCGGCCGCCUAGCAGUGCUUCCAGCGGCUGGCUGGACGAUGCGCCAAACAGCGCCGGCACGGCAGAGUGCGUCAAAGACUCCAAAGGAGAGUCGUACUGGCUCAAUGCUGGCCGCGACACGGUGACAUCGGUGGCCGCGUGGCGCUUGGAGCCGCUGAACUCUUUGCGGCUCUGCGUGCCUGCAGCUGUGGAAGUUAGCCCACCGGGACCUGUUGCAGUGCUAGAAAUGAAUGAGAAGUCUGUGAAGGCAGAGAAGGGUCUUGCAUUCAAGAAUGUUAGGGAAGCUGUUCGGAGGCUGUCUUCGCGUGGCGGAGGCACAUUUUGCUUCCGUGUUCCGACUGCCUUUGUGCGAUUGCGGGAGGAGGCAACCCGUGAGGUCUUGACAAUGCCAGACCAACCUCUCUGGCCACACUGCGUUACUGGCGUGCUCGUGGGUGCGAUGCUUCGGGUUGUUGUUUCCGUGGAGGGCUCCUCGUCGCUUCCCUCCUUACCAUCCAUCAACCCAGAAGAGUCUCGAGAAGUGAUCAUAGAGUGUGAAUCCUGCCGCCUCUCGAUCGUGCAGAAGGGUGGCCCACCAUUGGACCCAGCCAAAAUCCACGGCUGCAACGAGGAGGGCAUCGCCCGCGUGUUUGACCUGUGGAUGAAGAGAACACGGAGUAAGCCAAAUACGUGGCGACUCCUCAGCAUUGCCCCAGAGCCAGGUGCAGUAGAGGACCGGCUGGUCGCCAGUUUGGCUUUCAAUCCGCCGCCGGGUGUUCUGUCGACCCAUGGCAGACAGAUGGGGGACUUGGUCCUUGCUGCUGUGGCAGACGUCGAAUUCAGCAUCGAGCCCUUUGAGCUGAGUUAUGGAGAAUCACAUCUGGAGUCCUUGCGUCAAAUGGUGGCCGAGGAGAUUGCAAAUUUGCUGGGAAUUUCCCCUGAGCAAGUGAUUUGCGGUGCCUUUCUGCUCAAGAGUGUCGUCCCCAAAAGGCGGCAUGUGCGGCGAAACUCCAUGAUGCUUCAGAUUGCUCUGCUGCACUCAGGGCUGAUCGACGUGGUAAGAGGACCACAGAUGCCCACUCGUAAGCCCCAACCAGCCCUGCCCACCCCGGUUAGUCCCAAAAGCGCCAAAAGGUCGGAGAGGUCGGGCCUCUCCCGAAGCCCGACAGGCGCCUUUGAAUCCCAGAGCCUGGCUGAGACAGUGUUCUCGGACGAGCCCCUUUCGCCCCCAAACUCCCAGAACCCCAAGAAGAGUGUCGCGCUGACACGCGCGUUGACGACGUUGAAGGACACGGAAGAGGCGUUUGCCAAGACUGUGCGUGGCAUGAGCAUGUCAGCCUCCGCUCCAUCACUGAAAUCCAAGAGCAAUGCGCAGAGCAAUACGCAGAGCAACAUGCAGAGCCUCUACAACACCCUGAACUUCCAGGGUCGCGAGAUGCCCCCUGACCAGCUUCUGAAGAUGCUGGUCAACAUCUUGGGCGAUCCUCGACAUCCCAUCCGCAAGCACCCCGAAAUCUUUCCCAUGUUCUCGAAGAUCACCAAGAAGGCUGUGCUCACAAAGGCCCCGUUGGUUGCCAGCCAGGAUAUCAUUGAUGCAUCGCACAUGGCCUCUUCCAUCCGCGAGCUGAUGCAGCCGAGGAAGGUCAAGCCUUUACCAUCAGAUCUGGACGACACUUCCAUGGAACAGCUGUCCACGAUGCGCACAGAGAUCUUGAAACUAUAUGCCCAACCAGGUGGCAGCAUUGCAGUGCAGAAGUCGCAACUUGUGAAUCUUACACCCAAAGAAAUUUUGGAUCUGGCGGAUUCGUCCUUUGGCCAACUACACUCUCUGGUGGCCUGCCUAGAGGCAACAAUCGAGAAGACGGAAACUGAUGUGGAAUUCUGCCAGCGGCUUCGGCUUCAUCACGCUGUGGAGAGGACAGUGGUGAUCAUGCGUCACUUCAGCUCGAAUCGAGAGGUGGUGUUUCGGGGCUUCCAGAUCCUGGGCCAUCUAACUAAGCAUGACCUCCUGUCAGUGGAUGCCAUCCUCGACAAGUCUGUUGCACCUGACAUUUUGCUGUCCUCGGACAACUUCCCCAGUGACCAGGAAAUGCAACUUAUCGUCUGCCAGGUGCUUCGGCGGGUGUACCUCCGGGCCCGCGAGAUGACCAUGGCCGGCUCUCGCGUGGUGACAUUGGGCAAACAGCUGGAGGAGGUGUGGACGUUUCACGGUCUCGCAAGGAUUCUGACUUCGAUGAAGCUAUUUCCGCAAGAUGCAGAGAUUCAGCUUGAAUGCUGCGUCCUGCUUGCCUCCAUUGGGGAGUUGCUGCACAACAACGGCUAUGCCACGGAAGUGUUCAAGAUUCUGGAACUAGCCAUGCGCAAACAUGAACACAGGGCUGACCUCGUGUCCCAGGGGAUUUUGAUCAUCGCGCGGCUCGGGGCAUCCUUCCUCGCCGUUGAGAACCGUGGGGUCCGGACGAUUGUGAAUGCUAUGGCACGUCAUCGUUCCGACAAAGAGCUUCAGAAGACAGCGGUGCGUGCCCUCUUCGCUUUGUCCAAGGAUGAGCUGGCCCUGAAAGCAUCGCGAUCUGGAGGAGGUGUGGGCGCCAUUUUUGCAGCCAUGGCAGCUCACCCAGACGCUACGCAGGUGCUCCAGGAAGGAACACGUGCUCUCGAGAAGCAUUGCCCGCGUGCAGUGGCCAGCAUUGCUCGGCUGUGCGGCGACCUCAUCGCUGUCCUCCCGCCUGUGGUUUGGUCUUCUGGCCCUGACUUGGGAGGAAUGCUGCAUGUCCACCUGGAUGUCGAAGAGUUGAAGUCCAACGGAUGGGCACCGCGAGGCAUCGAGAACUUCGUCGCAGAGUUCUCUCCUCCUGCGGAGCGCUCCAACGACGAGGAGGACUUGCUGCACCUGACUGCAGGCUUUCGCCGGAAGAAGGGCCUACGGGAUGACAUUGAUGCGGCGGAUUCGCAGUGGAUGUCCUUGGGCAGCGUGCGGGUGAUGAUGACGCGGACCUCUACGCACAAUAUCCUGCAGAAGGAUAUCAAUGCUUUGUCUCACCGCGGAUGCGAUGUGGAUGUCCUGCGGCAAUCUGGCCCCAAGCGAGAACAUGUGCAAGGUAUCUGCGAAGUCCUUGCCGAGGGUGUCGGGCCCAAGAAGUUCACUGCUCAGGACGGGGAGCUGCUUGUGUUGAUAUUGGGCCACUUUGCAUGGUUCUCCCAUGCGCACGCCAGCGAGAUCAUCGAGUUUGGGGGCCACCAGGCUAUCAUGGACUGGCUGCGAACUGACCGGUUCAAAGGCCAAAGAGAUCCGAGAGACGAUGCUUUGGCCUUCCCAAUGCAGCGUGCUUGCCUCUCAACGCUAAGCUGCUUGUGUCGGCACGGCAUUGACACGGCCGGCCACCUCCUAGACCUGGAGGCAGUCGAGGCCUGCGUGCAGUUCACCACACACCUCGAGGACGGGCUGCGCUGCGCUGCGCUGCGCUUGCUGGCCCGGCUUCUUCCCUAUGCCGUGAAGCGGUACACGGGGAAAGACUCCAAGGACUCGAUGCCCAUGGAGGACAUAUGGCCUGCCGUCCUUUGCGAGCUCCGCAGCAGUGAGGAGGUCCUACGCACUGCUGCAGCCACAUGUGCUGUCGAGGCGGUCACUUGCGGGGCGCUGCCGACGGAUCCCGCAAUGACCGAUGUCUUAGCACAGUCUCUGCUGCAUGCACUGGAUGCCGCUACGUUGGCUGAUUCUCCGGCUGCAGCCCUGCCUGUGUUGAUUGCCGUCUCCCGCAUGGUAUCGGACACGGAGGACGACUACGCAUCCUCUGCCAUCAAGAGCUGUGACACACUUAUCCCGCUCUUGACAGACUGGCUCCCGAAAGCGACCAGAGCACGUGCAGUCUCCACUGCCAAAGCUGCCGGCCUUGCUGCAGCCAGCACAUUGCGAACCUUAAGUGAUGGUGGCACUGCGUUUGGAGGUGCAGAACUAGCGGCGAUCUUACGUUAUGGCACGAGCGUGUCCGCAGAGCUUCCGUUGCAGGAGGCGUGCAAGGCGGCCAUCGAGCUGGCAGUUUCACGGGAGCCGGAUGCCAGCCUCCUGGUGCAGAUGCUCACCGGGAGAUUGCGGUUGGGCAGCAGCGGUGAGGAGAAGAUUGCCGACCUCACGAUUCUGAUCCGCAUUGCGCAGCGGGCGGUGGUGCUAAUCAAGCAGGACCCCAACCAAGCGACUGAGUCACUCCUCAUGGCCUUGGAAGACUCUAAAGAGCUCAUCCAGUCAAUACCUCCUGACCUGCCUGGUGACGCAGACAUGGAUGGCAUCCUAAGGGAGCUGACGGACCUCACAAGCAAGAGCAUUGGAUUGGCAGGUGCAAGCGAGGAGGAGGGGAAGGAGGAGGAUGGCGCAUGA
Molecule: messenger RNA, 4470 nt
Organism: Symbiodinium natans
Lineage: Eukaryota; Dinophyceae; Suessiales; Symbiodiniaceae
Source: the annotation of a GenBank genome assembly